Zasmidium cellare ATCC 36951 is the source of this 840-nucleotide messenger RNA. RefSeq lists its product as uncharacterized. The transcript has a single exon. Bases 1 to 840 code for a protein of 279 amino acids. Gene Ontology annotation, molecular function: ADP-ribose pyrophosphatase activity; ADP-glucose pyrophosphatase activity. The record is from RefSeq and is a predicted model, not a curated record. NCBI's taxonomy places the organism in Eukaryota, Fungi, Ascomycota, Dothideomycetes, Mycosphaerellales, Mycosphaerellaceae. Gene Ontology annotation, biological process: nucleoside phosphate metabolic process; ribose phosphate metabolic process.
AUGGGCUCUUCCCAAGAGACACCCGAGACGUACUUUGAUGAGGACUUCCAGCCCCCAGUUCCAGUGACGCUGGUACCAGGGUUGAGAUUGGAAGAAUUGCUCGGGUUCCCAGCUUUCCAGACGUGGAAGAGCAAUCUCAAGGCAUCUCUCUCCAAUCACAAGCUUUCCAACUUCCACGACACGUCGUACGAGUUGCGCUCCAUCACCAUUCAGAGUUUCGACAAGUUUAAUCCGCGCUCGAAUGCCAUCAACUUCGUAAAGAUGAACGCCCUGGUGUGCAACAACGAGAAUCCACCGCUGAGGCUACCGGGGAUCGUGUUUCUGCGAGGAGGACGUAGCGUUGCCGUUCUCGUUAUCGUGCGACCGACGGAUUCCCCAGAAGAGCGGUGGGUCGUCAUGGUCGAGCAGCCUCGAAUAGCUAUCGGCAGUCUAUCAUACGUGGAGAUUCCCAAAGGCUUAAUAGAUCACGAGGGGAGUAUAAGAGGCCGAGCUAUGCAAGAGAUGGAAGAAGAAGUCGGAAUGCGGCUGCUUGAUCGGGACCUGAUAGACAUGACAAAGCUGGUUGCGGAAGGGCGCGACAACGACGCGCCAAACGUCAUGUAUCCUAGCCCAAUGUUCAGCGACGAAUGGGUGUCGAUUCUGCUGUGGGAGAAGGAGAUCGAUCGGCAGCAAGUAGAGACGCUCAAAAGGAGACUGACGAGGAGCAACGAUCUGGGCGGCGCCUACUCGCUGAGGUUGCUCAACUACGAGAAGUUGCUGGAAGUCGGCACCAGAGAUGCGAGUACAUUGGCGGCAUGGUCGCUGUAUGAAUAUCUGACGAGGAAUGGGCAGUUGCCCUGA